Molecule: messenger RNA, 5290 nt
Organism: Eriocheir sinensis (Chinese mitten crab)
Lineage: Eukaryota; Metazoa; Arthropoda; Malacostraca; Decapoda; Varunidae
Product: solute carrier family 22 member 15-like
Exons: 10
Coding region: 2382-4037 (551 amino acids)
Biological process (GO): transmembrane transport
Cellular component (GO): membrane
Molecular function (GO): transmembrane transporter activity
Source: RefSeq, a predicted model, not a curated record
UCACUUUAGGGGCGGACAUUUUUAUUACAUUGGUGUUAUUAGAUAGGCUUCAUUGGAUAGAUUUUAAGGCUUCAUUGGAUAGGUUUUAUUAGGCUUUAUUAGAUUGGCUUUAUUAGAUAGGCCUUAUUAGAUAGGCUGUAUUAGAUAGGCUUUAAUAGAUAGGCCUUAUUAGAUAGGCUUCAUUAGAUAGGCUUCAUUAGAUAGGCUUUAUUAGAUAGGCUUUAUUAGAUAAGUUUUGUUUGAUAAACUUUAUUGGAUAGGUAUUACUAGAUAGACUAUUAGAUAAGUUAUUAAUGUGCUCUAUAUAAUUACCGUUUUCUUUACUACUUAAUUGUUGGUGUGUAUAUAUGAGAUUGAGCAAUUAUGUGGUGAUGUGUUCCUGUAUUAGUGGCUAUUGGCUAUUUCAAAGUCAACAGGCUGUGGCUCAUUCAUGGCUGUUGGCUAUUUCAAAGUCAACAAAGUACUAUCCUUUGGGGCCUUGCUACUAUUUUUUGGCUAUUGGUUACUAUUUCAGAGUACUAUUCUUAGAGCCAGUGUUAUUAUUUCAUGGCUAUUAGUAACUAUUUGAAGAUUCACAGGUUACUAUCCUCAGGGGCAGUGUUACUAGUUCAUGGCUUUUAGUAACUAUUUAAAGGUCCAUAGGUUACUAUCCCUAGGGGCAGUGUUACUAUUUCUUGGCUAUUAGUUACUAUUUAAAGGUCCAUAGGCUACUAUCCUCAGUGGUAAUGUUGCUAUUUGAUUAAGUGGCUGCUAGUUACUAUUUGAAGGUCAACAGGUUAGUAUCCUUUGUAGCACUUUUACUGUUACACCACCCGCCCUCUUCCGAGUGGCCACACUCUACCUGGGCAGGCAGCCUUGCACACCAACACACCAGCAUUGGCUGUGAAAAGCACACCAGGACAGCAUGGUAGAGACGGCAACACUACAGCACAUCUACACUCCAGGCAGGCAGAUAGGAAGACACUUAAAUGCCAGAGGUUGGGUUUUCUCAUUUCAAUAACCCCAGUGUAUGCGUCAGGUUCAGUGUAAGCACACGCACACCUUCAUACAAACACACAUGAAAACACGCACAUUUCUAUCAUUUGUAUUAUUAUAACCCUUUCAUCAGGUGGAUUUUAAUGUGCUAAUUACUGUUUUCAAUACAAAUUGCUCACAAAGUGCAUAUAUUAUUAUUAUUAUUAUUAUUAUUAUUAUUAUUAUUAUUAUUAUUAUUGCUGUUGUUAUUGAGAUCCAUAAAAGGACACCAAAGGAAGAUAAGAAAAAUUGAUAUAGACUCAAACAGAGUUCCCCAAUGAGCAAACAUAGAUAUGACAAAUAAGAGAGACAGUGACAGUAAAAUAAGGAGAAGAAUGAAAAAAGGAGGGGACCGAAAUGCCUAAUAAGUUACCUUUUAGCUGACUGUCCUGGACUGAGUAAAGAUCCGAGGCCUGCAAUCAUUCGGCAUAAUUCAGAUCUCAGAGGCAUUUAGUCUAGCUUAUAAGUGGCUGGCUGAAAUGUUUUGUUUAUUGUAGAUAUAAAGAAGAAUGAGGUAGGUGCAGCCUUUUUUGGAAGUUACUGCUGAUUGGCAACAAGAAUAAUAUAUAAUGUAAUAUAGUGUGGUCUUUAUACAGCUGUCUAUCCCCUACAUGGUCAAGGUGAUAUUGGGGGCAUAUGUUGAGUGGUGUCUUAACCUGGUAGCAGCGGGGAUCAUGUUUCUUAAUGGUCCCUCUAAGUGAGAAAAAUGAGAAAAAAUCAUCACUCACACAAACCAUUUCAUAAUACAUAUCAACGCAUUUGUGAUCAGUUUAUGUAUCAUCUAUUUUGGGGGGCUUAUAUCAUGGCACAAAUUUGGCCCAUCGCUGCUACAUGGUAAAGCCACAAAUUUGGCCCAUCGCUGCUACCAGGUUAAAGAGCGUUAUGAGGCUCAGUCUGUGAAGGGGACACCGGUGAAUACAUUGGUUAUGGACUUUGAUUCUGGGAGGCAUCUUGAGAAAUUUACUGAAUUACUGUGAGCAUCGCAAAGCAGAGCACUCACUAAAACCUUCACAAAUGGUAACUAUGUUGUGUAAACUGUACUAUGCUAAAAUUAUUGUACAGAUCGGUGUGGAGCAGUAAUUGUUGAGAACUUCCGAGAUAAUUACAAAACAAAAAAAUGUGUUGGUCAGUGAAGCACUUGUUAAUAUAAUCAAUACAGAGUUGCCAAACUAAUUGCCUCACUUAAUUAAGUAAUUAUUUUUAUUUUCACUUUUCUUUCUUUUCAUAUCACGAGCUGGACUCGUCAUCGCCAGCAAGUACCCUCCUGAUUAGAGCAAGGCUCGAUAGUCAAUCUCUGGAAAAUAGUACUGUAAGGCGAGGGAAAAUCUCCAUGAACACAAUUCAUUGGUGGCGUGCAGUCCCCGACAAUGAAGCACCUUACAUUGGAUGACGUGAUCCAUAUAACUGGACAGUUUGGGCGCAGCCAGAAAAUAUACUAUUUUGGUAUUUCACUCCUGCAGUUCUUCAUAGCUCCUCAUAUGCUGCUUAAUGUUUUCACUGGGCUGGAGCCAACUUUUCACUGCUCUCCUAAAGAUGUCAUUCCAAAGCAUGGCGCCACUCUCAACAGAAGUGACUCCCUCCUCAACGAGUGCAUUGACAAUGAUGUACAAAAGUGUAGAAUUAUUUACACGUCGCAGUACAAAUCAUUUGCAUCUGAGUGGAACCUGAUAUGCAGCGAGAAGUACAAGGUGGCGCUGGUACAGUCAGUGUGGAUGUUUGGGGUGAUGACGGGAGCCCUGGUGCUGGGAGGCUUGGCGGACAUCAUUGGCCGCCUCAGAACACUCAUGCUGGCACUCCUGGGCACGAUCGCCUUUGAGGGGUUCAGUGCCUUUGCUCCCACCUACACAGUCAUGGUAGUCUUUAGGUUUCUUGGUGGUAUUUGCUGCUCGCUGAUCAUUGUGGCCAGCUUUGUCCUCUCCCAGGAGCUCGUUGGGAUGGAGUGGCGUAGCUUUUGUGGCAUGCUUCUUAGCAUGUUCUUUGCUCUGGGUAUUGCAGUGUUUUCUGCACUGUCAGCCAUUGUGAGUGACUGGAGAACCCUUACCCUCAUAUGCUCAGUCAUGGGCAUUGCAUUCCUCGUCUUCCCAUGUUACAUUCCUGAGAGUCCACGGUGGUUGGCCUCACAAGGCAGGAACGAUGAAGCCAAAGCAGUGCUGGAGGGAAUGGCCAUGAAGAAUAUGACUCUAGAUAAGUUGCCAAAGCAGUGGAAUCUUCCAAGUGUAGUCAGCAAUUUGAGCAAAAAGCAGCCAAAGGGAAUCUGUCUUCUAUUUAGCCAUUCAUAUGUUGCUCUCAUCACCCUCAUUUUGAUAUUUUCUUGGUUUGUUAACAGUGCAACAUACUAUGGCCUAACCAUGGCUGCUAGUGACCUGGGGGGAAAUGUGUAUGUGUCAACAGCCCUAAAUGGCCUAGUAGAGAUACCGUCGGGAUUGGUUGCCAUGUUCAUGAUUGACAGGUUGGGUCGACGCAUAACACUGUGUGGCUUUAUGUUGUUUGGUGGUGUGGCCUGCCUUUGUAUACAGCUGUUACCAGCAAGCCUAGUAACCCUCACCACCCUUUUUGCUCUUCUUGGAAAAUUGAGCAUAUCCAGCAGCUUUGCUGCCAUCUAUAUUUUCAGUGGUGAAAUAUUUCCAACGAUGAUCCGGAAUUCUGGAAUGGGAAUUAUGUCUGUUGCGGCCAGGAUUGGAGGAAUGCUGGCACCGUUCAUUCUGAUGUUGGGAGAUGUUGCUCCCAACCUUCAGUUCACUGCACUUGGCCUCCUCACAUUCUCCUCAGGCCUAUUGAAUCUCAAGUUACCAGAAACCUUGGGGCAGCCAAUGCCAGAAACAAUUGCAGAUAUUCUUGCCUUUAGGAAAGCAAGUAAAACCGUUCAUCAUGGUAAAUACAACAAACUAGAAACAGAGGACGUAGAGGCAGACAAGGACACCCUGUCACGCUCUCCAAGCCCAAGGAGAACCACAGAAGAGCCAGCAGCUGCCGAUGAUCUGGCUCCCCUCAUAGUGGAAAAUACAGAAUCAAGGUGGAGCUAGUUAAGAUUAUUUAAUUUCCUUCUAAUUCACUACAAUUCUUUUUCUUCCUCCUCUUCUUCUUCUUCUUAUCAUCAUUAUUAUUAUUAUUAUUAUUAUUAUUAUUAUUAUUAUUAUUAUUUAUUAAUUUUAGAAGCGGUGUUAUUUUUGUUUACUUAAAGUAUAUUUUUUAGGAAUUCGUAUUCAUUUUCAGUUUUGUUGUAUAGAAGAAAAAUGCAACUGCACAUAAUGAAAUUUUAAAGUUGAAAAGCUGAAAACCAGAGAUAAUGAAAAGUUGUAGGCCUACAUAUUAGCAUGAAUAAGAAAUUUUGUUGAACACAUUUUAUUAUAGCAGUGAUGUAGCAUUCCACAGUUUAUAAAAAUUAACAAAGUUCUAAUCAGUAAAAUGUGUUCAAUAUAUUUCUUACUCCUGCUGUUGUUUAUAACUUUUAUACUGUAAAUUUUAUUUUCUCACAAAUUUACUUACAUACCUCAAGAACAAUUUCCUGUGGUAUUACAUAUUAAUCAUGGCAAUUGAUAAUUGUCAUCUAGUAUGCAAGUAUUCAGUUUUUAUAUUGGCCAAUUGAUUCCUUUAAUUUAGAAGAAGUUAAGGAGAAAAAAGUAUUCAGAAUGAUUCAUUUUAUAAUAAUGUAAGCCUUUCACACAUGUUUAGAUCUGGCAUGAUGGAGUUGCAACUACUAGCACCUAUAGCUUUUUGUUUUGCCUUUUAUCUCUGAGCAAAGUGGAGUUUCUGGUUUGGUGACCAACUGUUUAUUGAAGGGAGGGGAGGAAGUCUGUUUGACCAAAGAAUGGUAGAAGGGAGUCUGGAAGAAGGUAUUACUGAAGUUUUCAAAUUAGGAUAGUUAAAUACAAUAAAGAAAAUGAGAAGGAUGGCUGUUGAUGGGUGCAUGAAUGGUUUGCAAACUGUUAAUUAGUAUUGAAAUCCAUUUGUUUGGCCAAAAAGCAGUCGAAUAUAGUAGGGGAGUGAAUGCAGCAGGUGAGUGUAUUGAAAGUAGUGGUAUUUGAAGAGUGAGUGAGUGAGUGAGUGAGUGCUGGUGAGGGUAAAGUGCUGUGGAAGGAGGGAAAGAGCGCUGUGUGGCUAUAUAUAUAAAUUGUAAGCGAUUGUAAGACCUGUCUCUCAUCUUGGGUGGAGAAAUAAGUGGGUUUACAGUACAGCUUAAAUUUUUUCAUUUUAUUUUUGUACAUUCUAGCUAAGUUUUUGACAUAAGGACUUCUUUCGAGACAUAAUAUGUGGAAAAAUAAACAUGUUCUAUAAA